UUCAACAAGUAGUAGGAGCAACAGUUGCCCACAGCACAGUUAUUUCUGGUUCGAAAACUAGUUGCUCAAGUGUACGGAUUAUCGCAACCAACCAGCAGAUAGAAGCGGCAGCAAGAGUCGCGACGGAGUGCGGGAGGACAACACGCUAAUCCCGAGGACAACAGUCAGGACACACACGCACACAAGAAAAGAAACGAAAAGAAAAGAAAACGUCAUGAAGCCCGACAUAUUAACGCUCUGCAUCCUGGCAACGACGAUCCUGGCCAGCACACGUCACGUCAUUGGCUUUCUGACUUCCCAGACGUCGUCAUCGUCGUCGCUGGCAUCUUCAGCUGGCAUAGCAGGCAAUGGCAUUGGCAUUGGCCCAGCAUCAGUUGUGGAACAACAGCAGCAGGAGAAUGAUGUGGUGAUACAACCGCGUCGACACUUGGACGCAACGUUGGAACGUAACGUUUACGAUCCCGGCGAUGAGCUGCUGCAAGCCCUCAACACGGAACUGGGGCUGGCCAUGCCAGAGCCAGAGGAGCCAGACUACGUGAAUGCUGUGAAUCCGAAUACGAAUGCGAUUGCGAUUGCGAAUGAGCUUGAGGUGGCCAGCAAGUUCGAUAUGCUGAAGAAGCUCGAGGACGAUUUGCGUGCUGAGCAGGAACUUGUCGACAAAUCCGCUUUGCUCAUGAAAAUGCUUGAGGAUCCGACAUUGGACACGCUGCCUUUGGUCUAUGUGGAGGAGGAGGAACCUGCAGCAAUUACUGCUGUUGCUGGCAACGAUGACUAUCCGGAGCUCGAGACGGGUUUGCAGAGUCUGGUGCUUGGUCAGACCAAGCCGAAACGUUCGCGUUACUAUCGUCGUUAUCCCUGGAAGCGUCACAAUCGAAACCGCGGUUCUUACAUGAAUUCUAUCAACAGCAACUAUGAACCGGAAUUGCGUUAUGCCUGCACCCCAAGCAAGGAGGACAUCUUCAAGCUCCUCGUCAAUCUGCAUGAGAAUCGCAAAGGAAAUCACAGCAAGACGGUCAACUUUUGUAAUCGCAAGCGUCCCGCCAAGGCCGUGUUUACCAACAUACGAUUCCUGGGCUAGAUUUGGAUACGGAAUACGAAUAUAAUGGACACACACACACUGAGACACAAUACACAAACAGGUACACACACACAUACACACAUAUGUAUACCAAGCAUCAAUUGUACAUUGCUGACAAAGUCAAGCGCGAAAACUGGAGAACAACAAGCACUAACAAUUAGUUAACUAACUAAACUAAACUAAACGAAACUAACAUUAAAGUAAUUAACCAAACAAUUAAGUACUUAGAAAAACCUCCCGCACUUGGUAGCAAUUUUUGAAUGUAUUCGCACCUCUAAGCUAGACAAAAUUACCCCUGACUUUACCACACACACACACAUACAUAAAACCCCUUCCCCCUAAAUGUGUUGUAUAUAUACCGAGAUAAAAAACAAAAUAUAUAAAGUUUUAAUAUUGUGUGUUAACAACUUUUUCAACUUGUCAUAUCAUUAGAACGCGUCAAUCGGUGUCGGUAGUUGAGUAUUACAAAAAAGAAAAAGAAAAACCUAUUAUUGUUACUAACUCUACUAUUACUACUAAUAUUAUUACGAAACUUUAGUAGAAAUUGCGACUAAUUAUAAAUACGAAUGCAAAAACGAAACAUCAAUGUGUAUAUAUGUAUAUGUAUACUUAACAAAACUAAUUCUUAUACUUGUAUGUAAGAAUCAAGGAAAAUCUUAAUGCUAAUAAUAAUA
Messenger RNA from Drosophila nasuta, 1752 nucleotides. RefSeq lists its product as uncharacterized. The coding region runs from base 215 to 1078 and encodes 287 amino acids. The record is from RefSeq and is a predicted model, not a curated record. Lineage: Eukaryota; Metazoa; Arthropoda; Insecta; Diptera; Drosophilidae. The transcript has 5 exons.